CCCAAGUGACCUUUCUCCCAGAUCCCAGGGUCCAGGCUGGGGGCCAGAGGCUUCAGGGAUUGGUCAGGGCUGGAGGGGCGGGUCUGGCUCUACAGACCGUCUGCUGAGCCUAGCAGGUGCAUUUCCGGGAUAGAGCAGGGCUGCGGGGCAGCUACCACCUCCAGCCAGGACCUCUGUCUUCUAGACAUGGGCCGGGGGUCCCUUGUUCUCUAGGACCCUGGCCCUCCAGGAGUACAGACAACCUAAACACUGCCAGUUUAUGGCCGUGCCAUGCCCGGGACUCAGGCACAGCCGGCCCCUGGCCCGGAGGCCAUGGAGCCGGUUCCCCCGGAGUUGGACCUGGUGCUGGGUGCCUCGGCCUGCUGCCUGGCCUGUGUGCUCACCAACCCCCUGGAGGUGGUGAAGACGCGACUGCAGCUUCAGGGAGAGCUGCGGGCCCCGGGCACCUACCCUCGGCUCUACCGCGGCUUGGUAGCCUCGAUGGCCACUGUGGCCCGUGCAGAUGGCCUUCGGGGCCUGCAGAAGGGGCUGGCUGCCGGCCUCCUCUAUCAGGGCCUCAUGAACAGCGCCCGCUUCUACUGCUACAGCCUGGCGUGCCAAGCGGGCCUCAGCCAGCAACCAGGAGGCACUGUGGUUGCAGGCGCCGUGGCUGGGGCACUGGGAGCAUUCGUGGGGAGCCCUGCUUACCUGGUCAAGACGCAGCUGCAGGCCCAGACGGUGGCUGCCAUGGCUGUGGGCCACCAGCACCAGCACCAGAGCGUCCUCGGUGCCUUGGAGACCAUCUGGCGGCAGCAGGGCCUGCUGGGCCUGUGGCGGGGUGUGGGAGGGGCGGUGCCCAGGGUCAUGGUGGGCUCAGCUGCCCAGCUGGCCACCUUCGCCUCCGCCAAGGCCUGGGUACAGGAGCAACAGUGGCUUCCCGAGGACAGCUGGCUGGUGGCCCUGGCAGGGGGCAUGGUCAGCAGUGUGGCUGUCGCUGUUGUGAUGACCCCCUUGGAUGUGGUCAGCACACGGCUGUACAAUCAGCCCGUGGAUAGUGCUGGCAAGGGCCAGCUGUAUGGGGGCCUCGCUGACUGCCUGGUGAAGAUCUGCCAACAGGAGGGCCCCUCGGCACUUUACAAGGGGCUGGGCCCUGCCUACCUGCGCCUGGGCCCUCACACCGUCCUCAGCAUGGUCUUCUGGGAUGAGCUGCGAAGGCUGGCCAGGUGGCCGCAGCAGCGGGACACCUAGGCCCCAGCCCUCAGCCCCUCCUGACCGCCCUGCCCUUGGCCAGAGCGAUGGCCCGAGACCCCUGGCCCAGGGCCGCACAGGUCCAGGGAGAGUGCAGCCCACUCCGCCCGAUCCAGCCCCAAGGACUGGAGCAUCCGCUCUGAACCACCCCACCCACCCCCUUCAUCCUGGCCACCGUGCCCCAGCACCUGGCUUGUUCUCAGGGGAGCAGCUGCGGAGCCAGUAUCGCCACGAGCCGAGCCUGCUUUGGCUCCCGGACUCUGUGACGCUGUGACAGGGAAGCCGCCACCCCAGGGAAGCUGAAGCCAGGAGAGGAGACGGUCCCGGCCAGAGCCACACAGCCUGAGGUGGUGGAGUCAGAACUUGAACUCAGCUCUGCCCACCCGGACCUGGGCUUUUGGCAAGAGCACUAGUAUACCAGGACUGUGGGGCUGGGACACCCCGAGGGGUCUGUCCAGGUGAGGAGACGCUGGUGUCUCCCGUCUUGUUUCUAGGGCUGCUCUAAUAGGGCGCCACACUGUCAAGGACUUAAACACUAGAAAUUUAUUUUCUCACAUCUGCAGGCUGCAAGCUGGAGACUGAGGUGCUGGUAGGGCUUGGUCCUUUCCUCCCUGCCUCUCUCUGCUCCCCUCUUCUCCACACCCCCAAUCUGAGAUGCUGAGCGCGUGCUGGCCUAUCGUCUACCCCUGAGCUGCACCUAGCCCGGGGCUACUUCCUCCUGAGACUUCUGAUCUUAGCUCGUACAGGCCACCCCUCCUUGUGUCCCCCGUGGUGUCCUUCUGUGUAUCCGGUGUCUGCGCCCUGAUCUCCUCUUAGAAGGACACCAGCGUUGUCGGAGUCGGGCCCACCCCACCGACCCCACCUUAACCGAGAGGUGAUUGCGCCUCCCUCCGUGUGCCUGGGGUCCUGGGGUGGAAUCUGGGAGCACAAUUCACCGACACCAUCCGAAGGCCUUUGCCGAGGGCCUCCUGACGAUUCCAAGAGAGAGCUCGGAGACACCACUGCUCAGAGGAGACGGACAGCCCCCUGGAGAGAGGCAGGGCAGAGCCCGAGCGGGGUGAGGCGGAGCCCGGCCUUUUCUCCAGAGACAGCCGCACUCUGCCUGGGUGCAUCCGCCGGCCUGCACAGACCUCUGUACUGGACACAGUGCCGUGCCAAGGUGGACAGCCCGAGUCACAGCUGCGGACCCUGGCCGCUGCACCCCGCCACAGCGCGUGCCCUGCCACACACUCCAAAUCAAUAAAGUUUUU
Messenger RNA from Fukomys damarensis (Damara mole-rat), 2477 nucleotides. It is a transcript of the gene Slc25a34, whose product is annotated as solute carrier family 25 member 34. Bases 271 to 1227 code for a protein of 318 amino acids. The transcript is spliced from 5 exons. NCBI's taxonomy places the organism in Eukaryota, Metazoa, Chordata, Mammalia, Rodentia, Bathyergidae. The record is from RefSeq and is a predicted model, not a curated record.